AUGGCCUGGGAGUGUGGAAGAGGAAGCAGUACACUGGCUUUUACUUUGCAGGAAGUAAUUGGCUUUGAAUCGAAUGGUAGAACUCAUCAAGGCCAGGAUAAGCAGGGAAAGCACAAUUUAUCUAAGGAUGAAGUAUUCCCUAACACGAGCCUCUCUCUUAACACAGACUCCGGCUUUAUCCCCUGGAGUAUCAAACGCCCACUCACUGUCGUCCCUAAAAGGCCUUUGGGCCCCCACCUCUCUUUAGGGAGCCCGUGGAUUGUGUGUGUAGCCUUGGCUCUCAGCUCCCUUUGGCCUGAGUAG
Pipistrellus nathusii (Nathusius's pipistrelle) is the source of this 303-nucleotide messenger RNA. The record is from the annotation of a GenBank genome assembly. NCBI's taxonomy places the organism in Eukaryota, Metazoa, Chordata, Mammalia, Chiroptera, Vespertilionidae.